AUGAAUCCCUCAUCUGAGACCACUCCCACGGCAAAUAUCCGCAAGAGAAAGUCCGAGGCCGAGGACACGGACACUGACUCCAGCACACCGCAGGUCAAAAACCAAACAAAGCAGUCCCCGGAGAGCCCAAGCGCUGGCCGCAGAAAGCAAGAAGCCAAGGAGAAAAGGCAACGAGUGAAACUGGGCAGGCGCAGGCCAGAUCAAGUCGCCCAACAGCCCACGCGGCUGUUCAGCGCACCGCCGGGACAGGAUAGCUUCUGCGGACGGCUCAUCAUGCGCGCCCGGUCAGACGCCUACAAGUUUGCCACGUCGAUCUAUACGGCACCGGACCAGUCCACGCGAGUGUUCUGGGCUGAUGGUUCCUAUAGCGAGGACGGGGCUGGCGCGGCCGUGGUAUACCGACCGGAUCCUAGGGAGAGGGAAUGGGCCUAUCGGGGCUAUGCCGUGAGCGGCCUCCAUGAGAGCCGGGAGUUGGAGCUGUUUGCUAUCGGGGCUGCGUUGAAAGUGGCUGUCUUCGAAGCAGAUACGACACCGUGCUCAUCGGCGUCCUCCCAGCCGUCUCCGCCGUCGAGUCCGUCGUCUCAAGCUUCGUCUAGUACCCUGGAGAGGAGCUCGACUACAGCCGUCACAGUUUUCACAGACUGUAAGCACUGCCUGGACUUGCUCGGGAGCUGGCCAAACCCGACAGGUGCAGGGUCGCUGCUGUCGACCACAGUCCACCUUGUUAAACAGGUGAUGCGUCGCUCGCAGCAGAUGCGAAACAUGGGCGUACAAGUCGAGAUCCACUGGGCUCCAGCGCAUAUGAACCCGCCGAUCCCGGGGCACAAGGAAGCAGAUCUUCUAGCCAAGACGGCGACCAGACUCCAGGCGCAUCUGACAGCCCGUGAUAUGGAGCAGAGCGUUGAUGGGACUGUGUUGAUGGUGGGAGCCGAUCACUUAUAA
Molecule: messenger RNA, 942 nt
Organism: Aspergillus terreus NIH2624
Lineage: Eukaryota; Fungi; Ascomycota; Eurotiomycetes; Eurotiales; Aspergillaceae
Exons: 1
Coding region: 1-942 (313 amino acids)
Molecular function (GO): nucleic acid binding; RNA-DNA hybrid ribonuclease activity
Source: RefSeq, a predicted model, not a curated record